Messenger RNA from Impatiens glandulifera, 2095 nucleotides. RefSeq names its product pentatricopeptide repeat-containing protein At2g32630. Lineage: Eukaryota; Viridiplantae; Streptophyta; Magnoliopsida; Ericales; Balsaminaceae. Gene Ontology annotation, molecular function: protein binding. The coding region runs from base 201 to 2042 and encodes 613 amino acids. The transcript has a single exon. The record is from RefSeq and is a predicted model, not a curated record.
UCCUAGCUAGCUACUUCCCGUCGCCGUCAAGGAAAGCAGAGAGGCUAAAAGGUACUUUCUAUCAAUCUGAAACUCUGUGAUAGUGAAAGUAAUCUCCAUUACAGAAGUGAAUCAAUCCAAUUUACCCCGCCUGGAUUCAUCUUCUUUUGAAUCGUGUAUCUCUAAUCCUGUAAUUGGAACGAAUUCUUCAUUUGUCAAAAAUGGCGACUCAAAAAUUCUUCCCAACUGUAAAGAAUCUCUUUCCCACAAACCCUACUUACAACCCAGAAGAGAUUGCGAAUUUCAUCUCCAAAAUCCUUGUAAAUUCCAUUCCUUCAACACCUCUCCAGAUUAGACAAUCUCUUGUUUCAAGUCUCAAUCCCCAAGUAACCCAUCUUGUUCUUUCAAACCCUAAUGUCCCAACUCGUUCCUGCUUAACCUUCUUCAAUUACCUUCAAAGUAAACCGUCUCUGAUUGUGCAAAGGCCGGAUCUUCAAGCGCAUAUGAUGCUUGUUAGUCGUCUCUUCAAAUCCAGAAAGUUUGCUGAAGCUAAGAAUCUGUUGAACAGUCUUAUACUUGAUGAUGAUAUCAAACAUACUUUUCAGGAUAUAGUAACUUUAGCUGCUUUGUAUUUGAAAGAAGAGAAAAUUUCCUGCAAGCUCUUUGACAUGUUAUUUAGAGUUUAUGCUGAUAAUAAGAAGUUUGAAGAGGCUUUAGAGGUGUUUGAAUAUAUGAAAGAUAGAGAUUUUGACAUAGAUGAUAGAUCCUGCAUAGUUUAUUUACUUGCAUUAAAGAAAUGCAAUCAAACCGAUCGUUUGUUCGACUUCUUUCAUCGGAUGAUGUCGGCUAAGGUUGACAUUACAGUUUAUUCGUUGACAAUUGUAAUGGAUAGGAUGUGUAAGCAUGGGAAAGUUUCUGAAGCUCGGGAUUUAUUGAAUGUGAUGAUGGGAAGAGGAUUGAAGGCGAAUAUAUACACAUAUAAUACAUUAUUGGAUGCUUAUGUGAAGAAACAUGAUUCCAAUGCAAUUAAAGAGCUCUUAUCUGAAAUGGAUAGGGAGCGUUUGGAUUAUAACGCGGCUACCUAUACAUUAUUGAUUGAGGCAUCGUCAAGCUCCAUGAAGUUCGAAGCAUUAUUCGAAGAAAUGCGUAGUAAAGGUAUAGACGGUGAUAUAAAGCUUUACACGUCAUUAAUAAGUUGGAAUAGCAAAGCAGGAAACAUGAAACGAGCUUUUGAAUUGUUCGACGAAUUGACAAAUAAAGGCCUCAUUCCGAAUGCUCACACUUACGGGGCUCUCAUAAACGGCGUGUGUAUGGCAGGGCAGAUGGCUGCUGCCGAACUUUUGCUAAAUGAGAUGCAAAAAAGAGGUAUUGAUGUUUGUCGUGUAAUAUUCAACACAUUAAUCGAUGGUUAUUGUAAGAAAGGCUUGAUAAAUGAAGCGUUUAAGCUUUGGGAUGUGAUGGAGAGAAAAGGACUUGAACCAGAUGUUUAUGUUUAUAAUACUAUUGCUACGGGUUUAUGCAAGUUGAAACGGUUCGAGGAAGCGAAGAGGUUGUUGUUUACGAUGGAGGAUAAAGGUGUGGAACCAAAUACAGUUAGUUUGACCACUUUGGUUUGUAUACAUUGUAAGGAAGGCAAUCUCGUGGAAGCGAAAAGGAUUCUUGGGGAGAUGAAACGUAAAGGGAAAGAAUUUUGCCCUAAUACGACGACUUAUAAUGUGUUAAUUGAUGGGUAUUGUAAGAGGAUGAAGAUGAGAGAAGCGAGAAAGUUGAAAGAUGAGAUGGAAUUGGGAGGUUUGAUUCCGGAUGUUUAUACUUAUACAUCGCUUGUACAUGGAGAAUGUAUUUGUGGGAAUAUUGAAGAGGGUUUGAGAUUGUUUGGAGAAAUGAGAUCGAAAGGUGUUGAUAGGAGUUUGGUGAGUUAUACUGCUAUGAUUUCGGGUUUGUCGAAGGUAGGAAGAUCAGAUGAGGCGUUUGAAUUGUUUGAUGAGAUGAAAGAAGCUGGUUUUGUUCCUGAUGAUACUGUGUAUUCUUCACUUGUGGGAAGUCUUCAUGGGGGUGAUUAGAUUUUUAUUUGAAUGGUUGAAUCUUCAUGCUAAUGAUGUUGGUCAUUAUUAGU